AUGAGUAACACCCAGGCAAACCUUGGGAAGUUAUGGAUCUUUGAUCCAACGAAGAAUCGAUGGGCUUCUUAUGAGAGCAUGCUGAGAAGAAUCUUGGCUGCUCGUACUAUUGAAGCUGAUGGUGAAAAGAAAGUUUUUCUUUUCAACCACAUCGGUCCAGCGGCCUACGAGUCGUUAGAAGUGGCCAUGAACGGUCAAAAUAUGGACUCCAAGUCCUUCGAUGAACUCUGUAGAGUUCUCACGGGUAUCUUUGAACCCAAAGGUCUCGUUGCGUCUACGCGACACAAGAUCUUCACUGCAAAACAACUGGCGGACCAGACGUCCAAACAGGUUAUUCAGCAGGUAAAGUCGUGGUCUAUAAAGGCCGACUUUGAGAGUGUUGUGAACACUCGCGAUUUUGUCCAGGUCCAAGCAAUUAUCGCUGGACUGCAAGACAAAAAAGUCAAGGAAAAGCUCCUUGAAACUCCAAACUUGGACAUGACCAAGUUGGAGGAGAUUGUUGAACUAGUAGAAGGUUCACAAUCGGCUGCCAAAGAAAUGGCUGGCUCGAGCGCAUCCGGCACUAUCGCCAGGCUGGAUAAAAAGCGUCAAAAGAAACCCCUUUGGGGUAAAUCAGGAAAGCCUAAAGGGCGUCAAGGAACUUGCUAUACGUGCGGUUCCAGCCAGCACAUGCAGCCUUAUUGUCCAAAAAGAGGACAAAGACAGCCACCCACAAAUCAAGGGUACCAAAGACGCCAAAACGGCAGAAACAGUGGGAUCAGAGCUGUCCUACCAGAGUCUAGAUAUGAUUCUGAGGUAUCAUCCGAUGAUGAUGAUGCUUGCCUUGCCUUGGGGCAAGAAGUCGAAGUUCGUAGGGUUUCAAUCCCUCCGGUCUGGCUAAAGGUCAAAUUGAAUGACAUUGAAAUAGCCAUGGAACUGGACAGUGGAGCAGUCCGGUCAGUCAUCCCCAAACCAGUAUGGGAAAAGAUAGGUCGACCUAAAAUAUCUUCGUAUACCGGAGAACUUCAGGGAUAUGGUGGUAAACCAUUGAAUGUGCUGGGAACAGCGUAUAUUGACGCGUCCUUUGGAAAGCACUCAGUAUUGACCGAAAUGGUCAUUGUCCGAGAUAGAAAGGGUCAAGCCCUAUUCGGACGAGAUCUUAUUAGAGAUCUCAAGGUUGAUAUGGGACCUCAUGUGCAGAAUGUCAUAGAUUAUGCCAAUCAAGAAUUCACGAGAGGGUAA
This is a messenger RNA of Bursaphelenchus xylophilus (pine wood nematode), 1221 nucleotides long. Lineage: Eukaryota; Metazoa; Nematoda; Chromadorea; Rhabditida; Aphelenchoididae. The record is from the annotation of a GenBank genome assembly.